UCUCACGACCCCCUCCCAUCUCCACAACCAGGAACUACUUCCGGCAAGCUUAGGUGAGAGGUCCAAGAUGCUGCUUGGGCUCAAGGACUAGUCUGGACUUCUGGGUCCCCAAAGGGGCCACAUAUGUCCGGAUGUCAGUGCCACAAGGCCCCUUCAUUCUCAAAGCUGCUCCUGACGGCUUCUCAGUAUCUGAAAGGGUUUGGCCCGGGCCUCUCAUCACCCACCUCUGCAAGGGCUGAGGGAGCGGAGCCGCAGGGGAGAGGCCAGGCAGGCCUCAGAGGGCGGGCCCUAGUGCAAGGUUGGGCCUGAGGUGGACGGAGAGGGCAAGUAACCGCGGGAGGCCGGCGGGAGAGGAAACUGACACUGGAACCAGAGGUGGGGCCGCAAGCCCAAGGGCGGAGCCAAAGCCAAGGAGACGUCCACUCCGGCCUGAAAAAACGAACCUCAGGACCAGAGGGCGGAGCCAAGAAUCGAGAGAGCACUGAUCUAGUCCAGCAAGGUAGGGUUUUAGGCCCAAGAGGCAGAGCCAAGAGCUGAAAGGCGGGCCUUCCUCUAGGCCUGUGGGGACAGAACCGAGCCUCUGGGGGCGGAACUGAGCCUGGAAGGUGGCGUCAGUUUCUGCGUCCAGGAGCCGCCGGGUCCACCGGCCACUCUCGCAGGGCCACAUCGCCGUGGUGGUGGACCAGGGCUCGGGCUUCACCAAGGCGGGCUUCGCGGGAGAGAACCAGCCGCGUCUGGUGCUGAAGAGCUCCAGCCUAGUGCCCAGCUGGGACCGGCCCGUGCUGCCCGGUGCGCCAGGCUGUGAGCUGGCAGGCGGCGUGGCUCGGGCGCACCCCAUCAAGCACGGCGUGGUGGUGGACUGGGAGGCGCUGGAAGGGCUCUGGGAGCGCCUGCUGGUAGGCGGUUUGCGGGUGUGCCCUGAGCAGUGGCCGGUGCUGGUGAGCGAUUCGCCAACGGCGCCGCCCUCAAACCGCGAGAGGGUGGCCGAGCUGCUGUUCGAGACUCUGGCAGUGCCCGCAUGCCACAUGGCGAGCACUGGGUUCUUGGCUCUCUGCUCCACUGGUGCGUUCAGUGGGCUGGCCGUGGAGGCAGGUGCGGGUGUGUGCCAUGCCACACCCAUCUAUGCGGGCCACUCGUGGCACAAGGCCACCUUCCGGCUGGAGGUAGCAGGCACCACCCUGUCGCGCUACCUGCGGGAUCUGCUGGUGGCAGCGUGUCCGGAUCUACUGCUGCAGACCUUACCUCGAAAGGCCAUCACACAGCUCAAGAAGCGCUGCUGCUACGUGUCGCUGGACUUUGAGGGUGACCUCCAUAACCCUGCCCGCCACCAUCCAACCAGCUUCUGCUUAGGCAAUGGCUGCUCUGUCUGCCUCAGCAGCGAGCGCUUCCGCUGCCCUGAACCCAUCUUUCAGCCUGGUCUGCUAGGCCACACUGAGCCAGGACUGCCCACACUGGCCUUCUGGGCACUGCAGAACGUGCCUGGAACACUGCGGAGGAGGCUGGCUAACACUGUGGUGCUGGCCGGUGGCUCCACACUUUUCCCUGGUUUCACUGAGCGCCUGGAAAGGGAGCUGGAAGCCCAGUGCCAGCAGAAUGGCUGUGGGGCACUGCAGCCACACCUAGUGGCCAAGCCUGGACGCGGCACAGCAGUGUGGACAGGCGGCUCCAUGGUGGCUUCAUUUCACAACUUCCAACGCCACUGGAUGACCCGGGCCAUGUACCAGGAGUGUGGCUCCAGGCUGGUGCAUAAAGUCUUCGACUGAGUCACACUGGACAGGAAGAGCUGGUGCUGCCAGGGAGCUGCAGAGGUCUCCUCUGCAGUGGGCUGCACUGAAGCUCUGUCAGAGGCAUAGAGUGCCAGAUAAAAGUC
Messenger RNA from Phyllostomus discolor (pale spear-nosed bat), 1870 nucleotides. It is a transcript of the gene ACTL10, whose product is annotated as actin like 10. The transcript has a single exon. The coding region runs from base 1026 to 1763 and encodes 245 amino acids. Lineage: Eukaryota; Metazoa; Chordata; Mammalia; Chiroptera; Phyllostomidae. The record is from RefSeq and is a predicted model, not a curated record.